CUUCUGUAAACCACCUUGCGUAUGGAAGUAUGGCGGCCCCAGCGACACAACCACCACUCGGCCAAAGUUUGCCGCUCACUUUGUUGAUUCUCACGUGAGAGCGAUGCAUAAGUACGCGGAGCGGGGCUUCGGUAACAAAGAGCACGGCGACUGCAACCAGGGGACGGGACGCGCUGACGGAGGCGUCGGUCUGUGGCCGGCGGACUUUCCUCGAAUUCGCUCCGCCGCUUUGAUUGAAGCGCCUUCAGUCCCGGGCGCCGCAGCGAGAGAAGCUCCGCGAGAGGCGACGAGUGGACGCGGAAGUUUGGAACGAGCCCGCUACGCGUCCGCUGCAUAGAGUGCUACUCGUCGGGGAGCGGCGGCGUUUUAUUGGGCGCAAUUCGCAGCACAUCGAGCUCGCGCUUAGUGUCAGCUCGUCACGAGCCAACUGUUGACUGCUCGACGCGCGUUCAGGCUGCGGCGCUAACGCUAGUUUGCCUCCAUGGCUACAUCCAGCAUUAGCUCGUGCUCGUCCGCUAACGACCGGGAUAAAAGUGCCUUAUUCGUGUGAAAUGCCUUUCUUCGACCUCUGAAGCGCUCGGGUUCCAUUAACGCAUGCCACAUACUGGAGGAAUACGGAUCGGCGUAGGUGAACCGCAUCACCCGUGCUCCAGGAGAGGACAGGCUGAGCCCGGCCCGGAGGCCCCUGUCUCCUCCCUGGGGUCCAACGGUUGGACGGUGAGCGACUGAGUCCAGCUCGGAGAGUCCCGGCUGCGGCCUGGCACCCUGCCCUUAUGGGGCAGCAGCCGGGGAAGUUCGCAGGGGACCAGAGGAGACCUAGUCUGCCAGCCUUUAUAAGGGGUGGAAGGAGAGAGUCGUCGCGCCACGGGACCCAUCCCUGCAAUGUUUUUGCUGUGCACGUCCCACAUAGUUAACUCCAGGCUCGCUAGCGCCUUGCUGCUUCUCAGCAGACAGGUUCAGACCUCUUCACACAGCUGCCUGAGAGCGAGGCCGAGGCAGUGGAGGGCAAGCAAAGACCUGUCUCUUCUCUUGGCACCCCUCUGUACUGUACAGUGGGGAGAAGCUCUCCAGAGACCAGACUUUGAGAGUCAGGGACUGACAGAAGCGGCCCGCUGGAACUCCAAAGAGAACCUGUUGGCUGGACCCAGUGAGAAUGACCCCAACCUCUUUGUCGCGCUGUAUGAUUUUGUGGCCAGUGGUGACAACACGCUCAGCAUUACCAAAGGAGAGAAGCUUCGUGUGCUGGGUUACAACCACAAUGGCGAGUGGUGUGAAGCGCAGACGAAAAAUGGCCAGGGGUGGGUGCCGUCCAACUACAUCACGCCCGUCAACAGCCUGGAGAAGCACAGCUGGUACCACGGACCCGUGUCGCGCAACGCUGCAGAGUACCUGCUCAGCUCGGGCAUCAACGGGAGCUUUCUGGUCCGCGAGAGCGAGAGCAGCCCCGGCCAGAGGUCCAUAUCUCUGCGGUACGAGGGGCGAGUCUACCAUUACAGGAUCAACACGGCAUCGGACGGCAAGCUCUACGUCUCGUCUGAAAGUCGUUUCAACACACUGGCAGAGUUGGUGCACCACCACUCCACGGUGGCCGACGGCCUCAUCACCACACUGCACUACCCAGCGCCGAAACGCAACAAGCCCACCAUCUACGGAGUUUCUCCCAACUAUGAUAAGUGGGAAAUGGAGCGCACUGACAUUACCAUGAAGCACAAGCUAGGAGGAGGCCAGUAUGGGGAGGUGUACGAGGGUGUCUGGAAGAAGUAUAACCUCACUGUGGCUGUCAAGACGCUAAAGGAGGAUACGAUGGAGGUGGAGGAGUUCCUCAAGGAGGCCGCUGUCAUGAAAGAGAUCAAACAUCCCAACCUGGUGCAGCUGUUAGGUGUGUGCACACGGGAGCCCCCGUUCUACAUUAUAACAGAGUUCAUGACCCACGGUAACCUUCUGGACUACCUGAGGGAGUGCAACAGAGUGGAGGUCAAUGCCGUGGUGCUGCUUCACAUGGCCACACAGAUCUCCUCAGCCAUGGAGUACCUGGAGAAAAAAAACUUUAUACACAGGGACUUAGCUGCACGUAACUGUCUGGUUGGGGAGAACCACCUGGUUAAGGUUGCAGACUUCGGUCUGAGCAGGUUGAUGACGGGAGAUACCUACACAGCCCAUGCUGGGGCCAAGUUCCCAAUCAAAUGGACUGCCCCAGAGAGUCUGGCUUACAAUAAGUUCUCCAUCAAAUCUGAUGUUUGGGCCUUUGGCGUACUGCUGUGGGAAAUAGCCACCUACGGCAUGUCCCCUUACCCUGGUAUUGACUUGUCCCAGGUGUAUGAGUUGCUGGAGAAAGACUACCGCAUGGAUCGACCAGAGGGCUGCCCUGAGAAGGUCUACGAACUCAUGAGGGCCUGCUGGAGGUGGAACCCCUCAGAACGCCCCUCGUUUGCUGAAACCCACCAAGCCUUUGAAACCAUGUUUCAGGAAUCCAGCAUCUCCGAUGAGGUGGAAAAGGAGCUGGGCAAGAAAGGAAAGAAAGCAACACCGGGCUCCAACCAGCAGGCUCCAGAACUGCCCACUAAGACCAGAACUAUGCGCAAAAACACGGACAACCGUGAUGGAGACAGCCCAGAUCCAUUGGACGCAGAGGCAGUGGUGUCGUCACCCAUGCUCCCUAGAAAAGAGCGCACCUUCUUGGACACUAACCUGAACGAAGAUGACCGCUUGUUGUCUAAAGACAAGGACAAGACACGCAGUGUUUUUCUCAGCCUCAUCAAGAAAAAGAAAAAGAGCGCACCAGCCCCCCCCAAACGCAGCUCUUCCUUCAGAGAGUCCGAUUUCCACUGUGACAGGAGGGUCAUGAGUCCGGAACCUCGAGACAUUGACCUCUUUAACAAUGGUGCAUCCUUGGCCAUGAAUGAAAACACACAUGGACUCGACUCAAAGUUCCUGGGCUCUAACAAUAACGCGGCAGGGGCCAUCAUUAAUGGGGCACCCACCUACCCUGGACCUUUGUUCCCCAGGAAGAAGGGAGCCACUGCAGUGCCUGGUCCAGGAGCUAAGGCAGCUACCACACCACCCAGUGAGGAGGAGACCAUGUCGAACUCGAAGCGCUUUCUAUGGUCCUCCAGUAUACCCACCAGCUCAGAUGGCACUGAAUGGAGGUCAGUCACUCUGCCACGAGACUUGGGUCAGCGCCACUUUGACUCGGGCACCUUUGGGGGCAAGCCAGCUCUGCCUCGCAAAAAAACCAGUGAGCAGAAGGGGGACAACGCCCCACGAAUGGGCACCCUGACCCCCCCGCCACGUCUAAACAGCUCAUCAGAUGUGUCGGCGGCAUUCUUCGGCAAAGACACUGACCUCAGUCCUGGUUCUAGUGCACAGGUGUUAACGCCUAGGACAGUUAGGAGACCAGGUGGACUUGGGCUGGAAAACUCCAAGACCAGUGCUCUCCACGCUGAGCUUCUCAAGCCCAGUGUGUACCCCGCUUUGGGGGCGGCAGGGGAGGAGAGCAGGGCCCGCAGGCAGAAGCAUGGUGUGGAGUCCUCACUCAAGGAAAGAGGAAAGUUACAGAAACCAAAGCCAGCACCACCUCCACCACCCACCACCACCAAAUCAGGCAAAAUCUCCCGCAGCCCCACCCAAGAGCACCCAUCGCUUUCACCCACCACCUCAGACAUCAAAGCCAAGGGCCUCUCCUCUGCCUCCGAGCCCCACCACACAACCACUGCCAGUGACCAAACCCGGUCUUCACUUAACGAGGGCUCCAAGAAACUGCUGCUGGGGUGCAGCUCUAAGCCUCUAUUAAAAUCGUCCGCCUCCUCGUCAUCAGUUUCCACCUCCCUCUCCGGCCAAAGCCUGGGAGGCUUCCCUUCCUCCCUCACCUCCCCAGGUGACCUGGGCUCACCCAAUGCUUUUAUCCCCCUAGUUAACCCCCGACGCUCCCUCCGCAAGACUGCACCCCGCCAGGGCACCGAGCGCACCCCCAACUCAGCAGUGACCCGCGAGAUGUUGCUGGAAGGCACGGAGCUGCUCCGCGCAGCCAUUAGCCGCAACUCUGAGCAAACGGGGAGCCACAGCGCUGUGCUGGAGGCUGGCAAGAACCUGUCCAAGUACUGCAUGAGCUACGUCGACUCCAUCCAGCAGAUGAGGAACAAGUUCGCCUUCCGCGAGGCCAUUACCAAGCUGGAGAACAGCCUACGUGAGCUGCAAAUCUGCCCGACCGCCACAGGGGGCGCCAACGCGCCGCAGGACUUCAGCAAGCUGCUGUCAUCUGUCAAAGAGAUCAGUGACAUUGUUCAGAGGUAGCGCUAUAAAAUCAUAAAUUGCCAAGACUUUAAACUGAUACACUAUCUUACCCUACCUGUUUCUGAGCAUAUGCAUGAACUGUGGUCUAUGCCAAGCGUGCGUUGGAGAGCCGAGGGUAAAGCUAGAGAGCAGCAGAGCGUAGGUUCACACUACAGCACUCUCUCAAACACUUAAGCCUGUGGUUAUUGCAGAUGGAGUCCAAGGAGUCCAUCUGUAGAUGUUGCCUGACACAUUGCAAUAUUGAAAAGCCUCAUUUAUGAAUGAACAGCGUCUUUUAGCCUUAUUAAGAUGCCAGGGGCCAAUUUUUUACCAGCGUGACUUUUUGCCAAUCAUUUAUGACGUGAUUGUGUCUAAUGUGUCUUGUCCACACCCACUUUUAUCAAUGACACUAGUAGAAAAAUGCCUGUGAGCGUGUUGCCCGUGGCAAUGAGCAAAAGCAAAACACUUAAUCUCAUCUUUGUCAUGGUUGCUUUGUAACACAUAGGCCAGAGCUGCUAGUUUGCAACUUUCACUUGCAUCCCACUACAGUCCAUCACUUUCUACCUAGUCAUUGGUUGUAGUGUUUCAGUGUUUUUUUACAAGAGUAUUUUCAGCAGUAUUUGCAACCAGGUGCCAUAAAACAAUAUUGGGAAAACGCAAAUGAGGCAGAAUGAGCCUUCGUCCUUCACCGUUUGCUACAAUACACACUUUAGUAACAGAUUGUGCCUUCAACAUUUUUUGGACUUAGCGUUGGCUCAAUUGUUACUGAUGGCCAGGAAUAGCUGUCUUGUUAUGAAUAUUGCAUUUAAUGUUUGCCAUACCAAAAAGCAUUGGGACCUGUGUUUCCUUUAGAAUGGACCUUUUUUAAGUUUGAUUUAGCUUUUCUAUACAGGCCAGUCUUAAAGCCAUCAGUAGCAGCGGCAUGCUGGAGGAUAUGUCAAGAGGGAUCCAUGGACUGAGAGUGUUUCUCCAACCACUGAAGGGUCUCUUUGCGUUACAGAAUUAUUUUUAGGGUGGGGGUUAUUUCAUACAUUCUAAAUUCUGUUUAAGAGGCCUUUCCACCCCAGCAAAAAAAUAUAUCCUUGGGGAAACACUGGACUGAAUUGUUUAUGGAACUGUCAGAGUAAAAGUAUAAAUUACAAAUUUCCACUGUAAUUUUGUACGUUCCUUUAUUCUCGUCUACAUUUUUGGUAUUUGUGCUGUAAUCGUCUCCCAAUGUGCCCUGUCUGACUGCGAUGCCCGAGGACACAAGUCAACCACGAGCUGCCUUGACUUCACCACGGUACGGUCAGUGUUAGCUUCUGUCAUUUCUCCCCUUUACCCACCAUACCACUACUCUGUUUUGUCAAAACUUUGCUGUCCUUUGUAAAUAUGUUAUUUGUUUCUUUGUGCAGUUUGUUGCAAUAAAAGUACAAUGCAGUUGUGCUACUUGAAAUACAAAGUGUAAUGUAUUUGUAAAUGAUUGCAGUAGUGACUAACAUUAUCUUCAUGUAUACGUCAAAGUUAGUUUCAAUAACAAACAGGUCAAAAACAGGUUAUGUAUAAUUUAUUUUUCUGACUAGAGUAUCUUGUCAUUAAAAUCAAAAUGUCAACAUUUUAAAAUCAUAUACACACAAGAACGCAUUUAAAUGUUAGCACAGCUCCUUAAAAAUUUAUACAUAUGUACGUUGUCUUUUGUACUUGUGGACAGACAAAGCAGGAAGUGGUCAUUCAGACUUCAAAGAUGUGGGACAGAAGGAAAAAGACCCAGCCCACCUUUACCCCACAAUAACAAACCAAUCCCCACUCCUCAAAAGUUAAGACAGCAACGUGGGCCCCUUCCAUGCGGAGGAGCUAGUACAGGUUGGAAAAUGGCAUGGAAGUCUCACCUCAAUACAGAAACGAAAGCAAUCAAAAGCUGCAGACAUAAAUACUAAUCUUCAACUCUAUCCAUUUCCUCUCCCCGCUUAACAAAAACAAUCAACAGAUUCAGUAGUGUGCAGAUGGGGGGUCAGGGGUGUUCGGGUGUCUGUCCUUUACAUACAUUUAUUAAUAGAAACUAUAUUACAGAAUAUCCCAAGCAUGAAUUACAGCCCACCCACUAGCACAACUGUACAGAUCUUGGCAGAGCCAGCAAAUAAACUUCUAAAUCCCAAGAAGCAAGGUCAUCACCAAUAGUUAAGAAGCAAUAUAUACAGCUGACUAUUCAGGGAAUCACUAUGGUACAGAAAUUGUAAAAAAAACAAAAAAAAAAAAAACAUAA
Betta splendens (Siamese fighting fish) is the source of this 6511-nucleotide messenger RNA. RefSeq names its product c-abl oncogene 1, non-receptor tyrosine kinase (gene abl1). Lineage: Eukaryota; Metazoa; Chordata; Actinopteri; Anabantiformes; Osphronemidae. The record is from RefSeq and is a predicted model, not a curated record. Bases 883 to 4290 code for a protein of 1135 amino acids. The transcript has 13 exons. Gene Ontology annotation, biological process: protein phosphorylation; regulation of apoptotic process. Gene Ontology annotation, molecular function: ATP binding; protein binding; non-membrane spanning protein tyrosine kinase activity.